AUGGCCCAAGACUUUGUCACUGUAAUGUUCCAACCUGGCGGGCCAACGUUUAGGCUAGGACUGCUGAGUCUGACCCACAUACCUCAAGACAUGGCACGAGUAGAUGAGCUUGUAACCACCAUCGUGGAGAGUGGCUUCAGCAGCCUGCAGCUGGUGGUGGACUUUGACUACACUUUGACAAGAGUUCAUAUGGGAGGACAGCGGUGCCAGUGCUCGUGGGGUAUCAUGGACAACAGCUCCCUCAUGCCAGCAUUCUUCCGUGAAGAUUCAAACAAGCUGUUGGCCAAAUAUUAUCCUAUUGAGAUUGAUCCUAAGAUGAGUGAGGAAGAGAAGAUUCCAUACAUGAUAGAGUGGUAUGAACAAAUCCACGAACUCAUUGUUAAGUGCAAAGUCAGUCAGGAAUCACUUGAAGAGAUGGUCAGUUCCAGUAAUGCUAGAUUGAGAGAUGGGACAGAGGAACUGCUGAGCAAGUUACAUAGUGCAGAGGUGCCUGUGUUAGUGUUCUCAGCGGGGAUGGGAGACAUUCUGGAACAAGUACUGAGACAUUUUAAUGUUUACACUGACAAUGUCAAAGUUGUCUCAAAUUUCUUCAAAUACAAUGACAAGGGUGUUAUGAUUGGCUUCAAAGGUGAUUUAGUUCACAUUUUCAACAAGAAUGAAAAUGCAAUUCACUCAUCAGAUUACUUUGACAAGCUAAAAGGACGAAACAAUGUGAUACUCAUGGGAGAUUCUCUUGGUGAUAUCAAAAUGGCCAUGGGAGUCCCACAGCCAAGUAACGUCUUAAAGAUAGGAUUCCUCAAUGAUAAGGUUGAAGAACGACUGGAGUCUUACAUGGACAAUUUUGACAUUGUUCUUAUUGAUGACCAAACUAUGGGUGUUGCUGGAUCAAUUGUAGGCUUAAUGAAAUAAUAAUUCUUUCAGUUGAAUAUAUGUGUAGUUCAGCAUAUGUUAAUCAUAUCAGGCAGCACAUCUAUGCCUCACAGUGUAAAUGGCUAGUGUUACAUUAUGUAUUUAGGUAAGGUACAGGGGAUACCCAUCUAGCAAAUGAGUUACAUUCCUGGUAUUCCAUCCUAAGAACCAGGUAUAUUCCUGGUAUUCUACUUAAGAAUGAGCUGCAUUUUGGUGUUCCAGUUUAUGAAGAAAUUGCCUAUAACUCGGAACUUAUUUUUCUCUAGAAUGCAUUAGUACAGCGGAUAGUUGUAUCACACAUGUUCAUGACUGUGGAAUGGCAUUAAAACAAUUUUUCUGUCAUUCCUCAUGAAGCUUAUUCUUAAGUGUGGAUGUUUGUAACUUGACUAAUACCCUGUAUCUCAGUUUGUAUUUUGACAUCCACUAGAAUUGCCAAUGUAUGUUUUACUUUUGUUACUUCCUUGAGACCUGUAAAUUACAGUGUGAUAAGCAGUAUGUGUUCAAAUUUACUGCAUUGUUAUCAGAGCUUUGUUAUUUAGAUUUUAUGAAUAUUAUGGUGGUUUAAAAAUUUGUGAAAGUUUACUUUUAUAAACUUAGGCCUCUUAGAGGUGCACCUUACAGUGUUGUGUAGUAAAUCAAAAUACUUUUAUUUUACACAUCCAAACCAAGUACAGGAGGGACUCCAUUUUUGUAGCUGUUAGGGUCCUAAUACCUGCUGAAAAGCAAAACAUCAGCAAGUGGAAAAGAGCAUUUUUUCUAUAUUGAAUGCAUCUAAAACAUAUUUACACUAUCAGAUAUUAAGUGUUUAAUACAGCUAGGAAUAAAAAAAUACAAAUGUAAAAUAAAUACACAGUAUAUACAAUAUUUACCUUAAAAUAUGGCACUGGUCACCCUACCCCUAUGAAACUGUUGUGUGAAAAAUCAUGGAAAAGCAGAAAAAGCACCAAACAUAAUAAACAAUGGCUCAUUUGAAAACCGCCAAAAAGAAGGAGCAAAAAACACGGGGCCCUCCUGUAUUGAAAUCAUGUGUACAUAGAUAUGUACAUAGAUAAGAGUAAGGUGAUGAGGGUAUCAAAUGAUUUAGAUAAAGAAAAGCUGGAUCUCACAUUGGAGAGAGGGAGUUUGGAAGAAAUAAAUGUUUUCAGAUAUUUGGGAGUUGACUUGUCAGCAGAUGGGUUUAUGAAGGAUGAGGUUAACCAUAGAAUUGAUGAAGGAAACAAGGUGAGUGGUGCAUUGAGGUAUCUGUGGAGACAAAAAAUGUUAACCAUGGAGGCAAAGAAGGCUCUUAAAUGGGUAUGACGCUUGGGUCGCAAGUGCUGUAGCAAGGAGGCAGUGGAGAUGUCCUGUCUAAAGGUAGUGUGUGGUGUAAAUAUUAUGCAGAGAAUUCGGAGUGUGGAAAUUAGGAGGAGGUGUGGAGUUACUAAAAGUAUUAGUCAGAGGGCUGAAGAGGGGUUGUUGAGGUAGUGUGGUCAUUUAGAGAGAAUGGAUCAAAGUAGAAUGACUUGGAGAGCAUAUAAAUCUGUAGGAGAAGGAAGGUGGGGUAGGGGUCGUCCUCAAAAAGGUUGGAGGGAGAGGGUGAAGGAGGUUUUGUGGGUGAGAGACUUGGAUUUCCAGCAAGCAUGUGUGAGCAUGUUAGAUAGGAGUAAAUGGAAAUGAAUGGUUUUUGAUCUCUGACAAGCUGUUUGGAGUGUGAGCAGGGUAAUAUUUUGUGAAGGGAUUCAGGGAUACUGGUUAGCUGGACUUGAGUCCUGGAAAUGGGAAGUACAAUGCCUGCACUUUAACUCUUUCAGGGUCUGUGCCGUAGAUCUAUGGCUUUAUGUUCCGGGUCCAAACCGUAGAUCUACGCCAUGAGCUCAGCUCACUCUGAUAAGCUGUGAGUUGUAAAUUUGGGCCUAGAUAUGAGAGAAUACAUCUAUGUGGUAUGUGUGCACCACAUAAAACAAAUCCUGCAGCACACAGUGUAUAAUGAGAGAAAAAAAACUGAGACAGUGAUUUUCGAUUAAAACAGUGACUUUGCAGUGUUUUUUCGUAUGUUUUUUAUAGUUGUAUUUGCAAUAUUUUGGUCUCAUUUGACAGAAAUAGAGAUGAUUUUGAUUGGUUUUAGCACUGGAAAUGGCUUGAAACUGAGCUCAAAGUAGUAGAAAUGUUAAAUUUUUGCCGAUGUUCAAGAGUAAACAAACGACCUCACACUUCUAAUACAUGCCAGCUGAUGGGUCUAAUAUACAUUCACAAAUGUGGUGAUGAUAUUUAUACCAUUAUUACAAUAUUGCAUAACAGUAAAUCUUCUAUUUUUGGUUUGAAUAAAAAUUCAUUAUGUGAAUAAAAAAUCAAAAUGGAAUUCAUUUGUAAAGCCUCAAAAUGUAACUAAUGAACAGAGGAAAUGUUAGUUUAGUGCCAGGAAUGCCUACAUUGUUUAUUCUGGACCCUGUUUUGAAACUGGAAUAUUUUGAACUUUGUGUUAAAUUGGCCAAAUUACCAAUUUCCGAUCACUUUAUUUUGUAGUUGAAACAGCUGACUUGGCAAUUUUUUGUGCUCAAUCGAUAGAAUAUAAGUAAUACUAGUGAAAUAGCUAAGAAUUUGGUCGACUGGAAUAAUGUAAUUGGCCUAAAAUGGGAGUCAAAGUCGGCAAAAUCGCUGAUUUGUAAAUAUCGCGGACACAUCAAAAUUUGCUAGAGCAUAAUUUCAUCAGUUUUCCAUCAAAUUUCGUACUUUUUGUUAAAAAUUAACAAAAUUUUUUUUUUGGAAAAUUCUUGGACCCUGGUGAGCACUUAGAAAUUUGGCCACUGGACCCUGAAAGGGUUAAAGGAGGGGUUUGGGAUAUUGACAGUUUGAAGGGACUUUUGAACUGUCAUAUCUGAGUGCCUUUGCAAAGACAGUGAUUAUGUAUGAGUGAAGUGAAAGUGUUAAAUGAUUAUGAAAAUAUUUUCUUUUUGGGUCACCCUGCCUUAGUGAGAGACGACCAACGUGUUGAAAAAAAAAGUGUACAAGUAGUAACAUUGUUUAACUUGUACAAUUUGAAAUACUGACAUAUUUUUUUUUUUUUUUUUUUCUUCACGACUGGUCUGGAUAUUAUAUACAGUAUACAGAAAACUGAUUCAGACCCUUGUAUUUGUAUUUGUAUUAAUAUUUUAUGCUGCAGUUAUUGAAUGAAUUUUCAUAAGACAGUUGAACACCUCUGUUCAUAAGAUAUACAUUCUUGAGAUCUUUGCAAAUGCUAUAUCCAUGAAUAACAUUUGUGACCUUUGUAUUAAUAUUUAAAUUAAUGUACUGUGCAUCAAAAUGUAUGCCAGUGGUAUGAAUUGAUUAAACCUGGUAUUUAUAUAACCCAAGCAAAACAGAGAGAGUGUGAGAGUGUGGCAUAGUGCCAGAUAAGUGGAAAAUGGCAAAUGUGAUACCUAUUUUCAAAGCAGGUGACAGGUCCUUAGCUUCAAACUAUAGGCCAGUAAGCCUAACCUCCAUAGUGGGGAAAUUUAUGGACUCAUUAAUUACCGAGGCAAUUCAUAGCUAUCUUGAAAAGCAUAAAUUGAUCAACAAAUCUAAGCACGGUUUUACAAAAGGGCAUUUCUGCCUUACGAAUUUUUAACCUUUUUCAUUAAGGUAUUUGAGGAGGUAGUUCAUGGUAAUGAAUAUGAUAUUGUGUAUAUGGACUUCAGCAAGGCUUUUGAUAGUCCCCCUCAUCAGAGACUAUUGAGGAAAAUUAAGGCACACAGGAUAGGAGGAAAAAUUUUUCUCAGAUAGAGGCACGGUUGACAAAUAGGCAGCAAAGAGUUUGCAUAAAUGGGGAGAAAUUGGAGUGGGGAAGCAUCACAAGCAGUGUUCCACAGGGGUCAGUGUUGGGCCCCUUGUUCACAAUCUACAUAAACGACACGGAUGAGGGAAUAAAUAGCAAUAUAAGCAAGUUUGCCAAUGACACCAAAAUAAGCCCACAAAUUCAUUCUGAGAAGGACAUUAGAGCACUCCAGGAAUAUUUAAAUAGACUGAUGCCGUUUACCUGGAGAGGGUUUCGGGGGUCAGUGCCCCCAUGCCUUGGUCUGAGACCAGGCCUCAUGGUGGCUCAGGAUCUGAUCAACCAGGCUGCUACUACUGGCCGAAUGCAAACUGGCAUAUGAACCACAGCUGGUUGGUCAGGUACUGACUUUAGGUGCCUGUCCAGUGCCUUCUUGAAGACAGCCAGGGCUCUAUUGGUAAUCCUCCUUAUGUAUGCUGGGAGGCAGUUGACACUUAUUAUGUUGUCUCUCAGUGUACUCGUGGCACCCUUGUUUUUCAUUGGGGGAAUGUUGCAUCUCCUGCCGAGUCUUUUGAUUUCAUAGGGAGUGGUUUUCGUGUGCAAGUUUGGUACUAACCCCCCCUAGGAUUUUCCAAGUGUAUAUUAUCAUGUAUCUCUCUUGCCUGCACUCCAGGGAAUACAGAUCAAGGGCCUUCAACUGUUCCCAGUAAUUUAGGUACCUUAUCAUACUUACGUGUGCUGUGAAAGUUCUUUGUACACUCCAGGUAAGCAAUUUUCCCUGCCUUGAAGGGGGCAGUUAGUGUACAGCAGUAUUCCAGCAUAGAAAGAACAAGCAAUUUUAAGAGAAUCAUCAUGGGCUUGGCAUCCCAAGUUUUGAAGGUUCUCAUUAUCCAUCCUAUCAUUUUCCUAGCAGAUGCAGUAGAUAUAUUGUUUUGGUCUUGGAAGGCAAGAUCCUCUAACAUUAUCACUCCCAGGCCCUUCACAUUACUUUUUUGCUCUUCUGUAUGGUUAGAAUUUGUUGUAUACCCUGUUACAGUUUUAAUUUCCUCAAGUUUUCCAUAUCUGAGUAGUUGAAAUUUCUCUUCAUUGAACUUCAUAUUGUUUUGAGUGGCCCAUUUGAAGAUUUGGUUUAUGUCCACUUGGAGUCUUGCUGUGUCUUCAAUGGAGGUCACUUUCAUGGCAGUCCAGGUGUCAUCCACAAAGGAAGACACUGAACUAUGGCUUACAUCUCUGUCUAUGUCAGAUAUGAGGAUGAGGAACACGAUGGGAGCGAGUACUGUACCUUGUGAAACAGAGCUUUUCACUGUAGCUGCCUCAUACUUUACUCUGUUUACUAUUACUCUUUGUGUUCUAUUUGUCAGGAAGUUAUAGAUCUAUCUGCCAACUUUUCCUAUUAUUCCUUUAUCAUGCAUUUUGUGCGCUAUUACACCAUGGUCACCCUUGUCAGAAGAGUGACCUGCUCUAAACCCGUGUUGCCCUGGGUUGUGUAACUGAUGGGUAUCUAGGUGGUUGGCGAUCUUGCUUUUUAGAACCUUUUCAAAGAUUUUUAUGAUAUGGGAUGUUAGUGUUAUCAGUCUGUAUUCUUUGCAGUUGCUUUGCUGCCACCUUUGUGGCAGAAUCCUUGGCUUCAUAUCAAGAAACAUAAAUAAUGGGAUUUCUCAUGUUGUUCUUCAACUUUGUAUAUCCUUGGUUAGGCCUCAUUCAGAUUAUGCUGCACAGUUUUGGUCAUAUUACAGAAUGGAUAUACAUGUAAAUGCUCUGGGAAAUGUACAAAGGAGGAUGACAAAGUUGAUCCCAUGUAUCAGAAAUCUUUCCUAUGAGGAUAGUCUGAGGGCCCUGAAUCUGCACUCUCUAGAAAGGCGUAGAAUUGGGAGGGAUAUGAUUGAGGUGUAUAAAUGGAAAACAGGAAUAAAUAAAGAGGAUGUAAAUAGCUUGCAAAAAAUAUCUAGCCAAGACAGGACUCAGAGCAACAGUUGUAUGUUGGAAAAAUUCAGGUUCGGGAAGGAUAUAGGAAAGCACUGGUUUGGUAAUAGAGUUGUGGAUGAGUGGAACAAACUCCUGAGUACCAUCAUAGAAGCUAAAACAUUGUGUAGUUUUAAAAAUAGGUUAGGUAAAUACAUGAAUGGGUGUGGGUCAGUGUGAGUUGGACCUGACCACCUGACCAGCUUGUGCUACUAGGUCAGAUGCCGUGCUCCUGCCUUAAGUGAAUGUGACCUGACCUGACCUGACUAGGUUGGGGCAUUGGCUUGGGCCAGCCUCAUAUGGGCCAGUAGACCUACUGCAGUGUUUCGUUAGUGUGAGAGUGUUAGUGUUAUUCUGAGAGUAUGAGUGAUUGUUAGUACUUAACUAAUUGUGGUUGCAGGGGUCGAGUCAACUCUUGGCCCCACCUCUUCACUGGUCGCUACUAAGUCACUCUCCCUGCUCCAUGAGUUUUAUCAUACCUCUUCUUAAAGCUGUGUAUAGAUCCUGCCUCCACUAUAUCUCUUUCCAGACUAUUCCACUUUCUGACAACUCUAUGACUGAAGAACUUCCUAACAUCCCUGUGACUCAUCUGAGUCUUCAACUUCCAAUUGUGACCCCUUGUUGCUGUGUCCCAUCUCUGGAACAUCCUGUCUCUGUCCACCUUGUCUAUUCCUCUCAUUAUUUUAUAUGUUAUCAUAUCUCUCCUGUCCUUCAGUGUUGUCAGGUCGAUUUCCCUUAACGUCUCCUUGUAGGACAUGCCCCUUGGCUAUAUGGGACAAGUCUCAUUGCAAACCUUUGUACUUUCUCUAAUUUCCUGACAUGAUGCAACAGCUAUUUGCUUGAUGUGUGCCUCAAGAGAUGUGCUCGGUAUUAUACUCGCCCCAAGAUCCUUUUCCUUGAGUGAGGUCUUUGGCCCCCCCUUGACUGUACUCUGUCUGCAGUCAUCUUUGCCCUUCCCCAGUCUUCAUGACUUUGCACUUGGUGGGGUUGAACUCCAGAAGCCAGUUUCUGGACCAGGCCUGCAGCCUGUCCAGAUUCCUUUGUAGUCCUCUCCAAUUGAUUUCUCGUCAUUAACUUCACAUCAUCUGCAAACAGGGACACUUUUGAGACUAUUCCUUUUGUCAUGUCAUUCAUAUAUACUACCAGAAAUAGCACUGGUCCUAGGACUGACCCCUGUGGAACCCUUCUCAUCACAGGCACCCACUCUGACACCUCAUCACGUACCAUGACUCACUGAUGUCUUCCCGUCAGGUAUUCUCUGAUUAAUUGCAGUGCCUUCCCUGUUUUACCUGCCUGGUCCUCCAGCUUUUGCUCUAAUCUCUUGUGUGGAACUGUGUCAAAAGUCUUUUUAUAGUCCAAGAAAAUGCAGUCUACCCACUCCACUCUCUUGUCUUAGUGCUGUCACCUUGUCAUAGAACUAUAGUAGGUUUGUGACACAGGAUUUCCCAUCCCUGCAUUCAGGCUGGUUGUCAUUGAUAAGAUCAUUCCUUUCUAGGUGCUCCACCAUUCUUCUGAUAAUCUUCUCCAUGACUUUGCAUACUAUACAUGUCAGUGACACUGGUCUGUAGUUUAAUGCUGAAUGUCUGUCUCCUUUUUUAAAAAUUGGGACUACAUUUGCUGUCUUCCAUACCUCAGGUAGUCGCUCUGUUUUGAUGUGUUGAAGAUUUUUGUUAGUGGUACACAGAGCACCUCUGCUCCCUCUCCCAGGACCCAUGGAGAAAUGUUGUCUGGCCCCAUCACCUUUGAGGUAUCUAGCUCGCUUACCAGCCUCUUCACUUCCGCCUCAGUUGUAUGUGUUGUGUCCAGCAGUUGAUGGUGUACCCCACCUCUCCAUCUUUCUGGAGUCCCUUCUGUCUCUGUGAAUACUCUUUGACUCUCAUAUUGAGCUUCUUACAUACUUUUGGUUGUUUCUUUUGAACUCCCCUCCUUCCUUCCUCAGCCUGAUUGCCUGGUCCUUGACUUUUGUUUUCCUCCUGAUGUGACUGUACAAUAGUGCUUCCACUGCUGUGUCAUUUUUGUAUUGUCUUUGGUUCUCCUUCCUUACUUGAGCAUAUUCAUUUCUUGCUCUUUGGCUGCUCUCCUUAUUCUCCUGGGUCCUUUGUCUUCUAUACUUCUUCCAUUCUCUAGCACACUUGGUUUUGGCCUCUCUGCACCAUUGAGUGAACCAAGGGCUUCUCCUGGCUUUUUCAUUAUUUCUGUUCUGUGUGAGAGUAUGAGUGUUGGUGUGAGUGUUGGUGUUAGUGUGUGUGUGUGUGCUAAUGUGUGUGUUUGUGUGUGUGUGUGUUAGUGUAUGUGUGUGUUUGUGUGUGUGUUAGUGUAUGUGUGUGUUUGUGUGUGUGUGUGUUAGUGUGUUGUGUGUGUUUGUGUGUGUGUGUGUGUUAGUGUGUGUGUAUGUUAGUGUGUGUGUGUGUGUUAGUGAGUGUGUGUGUGUGUGUGCAUGUACUCACCUAUUUACCUAUUUGUGGUUGCAGGGGUCGAGUCAUGGCUCCUGGCCCUGCCUCUUUGCUGAUCACUACCAGGUCCUCUCUCUCCCUGCUCCAUGAGCUUUAUCAAACCUCAUCUUAAAACUAUGUAUGGUUCCUGCCUCCACUACAUCACUUUCCAGACUCUUCCACUUCCUGACAACUCUAUGACUCAAGAAAUACUUCCUAACAUCCCUUUGAUUUAUUGUGACCCCUUGUUUCUAUGUCCCAUCUCUGGAACAUCCUGUCUGUCCACCUUGUCAAUUCCUCACAAUGUUUUAUAUGUCGUUAUCAUGUCUCCCUUAACCCUCCUGUCCUCCAGUGUCAUCAGGCCAAUUUCCGUUAACCUCUCUUCAUAGAACAUUUCCCUUAGCUCUGGGACUAGUCUUGUUGUAAACAUUUGCACUUUCUCUAAUUUCUUGAUAUGCUUGACCAGGUGUGGGUUCCAAACUAGUGCUGCAUAUGGGCCUGACAUACACAGUGUACAGAGUCUUGAAUGAUUUCUUACUAAGGUAUCAGAAUGCUAUUCUUAGGUUUGCCAGGCACCCAUAUGCUGCAGCAGUUAUCUAGUUGAUGUGCACCUCAGGAGGAGAUGUGCUCGUUAUAAUACUUGCCCCAAGAUCCUUUUCCUUGAGUGAGGUGUGCAGACUUUGGCCACCUAGCCUACACUCUAUCUGUGGUCUUCUUUGCUCUUACCCGAUCUUCAUGACUUUGUGUCUGGCAUGGUUAUGUUCGAGGAGCCAUUUCCUGUCCAGGCCUCUCUGUUUGUAGUCCUGCCUGAUCCUCAUCCGAUUUAAUUCUCCACAUUAACCUCACAUCACAUGCAAACAGGGACACUUCUGAGUGUAUCCCUUCCAUCAUGUUUUUCACACAUACCAAAAACAGUAUUGGUCCUAGAACUGACCCCUGUGGAAUCCUGCUUGUCACAAGUGCCCACUCUAACACUUCAUCACAUACCAUGACUCAUUGUUGCCUCCCUGUCCACUCUUCUCCUGAUAAUCUUCUCCAUGACUUUGCAUACUAUACACGUCAGUGACACUGGCCGAAGUUUAAUGUUUUGUGUUUGUCUCCUUUCUUAAAAAUUGGGACUACAUUUGCAGUCUUCCAUACCUCAGUUUCAGUGGAUGUUUAGAAGAUUUUGUUAAUGGUGCACACAACAUGUCUGCUCCCUCUCUAUGAACCCACAGAGAAAUGUUGUCCCUUCCCUCCACCUUGGAGAUAUCAGGUUCACUUAGCAGCUUCUUCACCUCCUCCCCAUUUGUGUGUACAGCCUCUCCUCACUUAACGACAGAACUCCAUUCCUAAGACCACAUUGUUAAACGAAUUUGUUGCUAAGUGAGGUGCAUUCUAUAAUGGUAGUGGGUUUGUGUCGACUAUCUUUGAUAUUGUUUUAAUGUCACCUUUGCACCAUUCAUAACAUUUUUGGUAUAUUUUUAAAUGUUUAUACAGUAGUGUACUGUAUAUUGAAAUAAACAGAAUAGAGGAAAUCAGCUCUAAUAUACAUUAUUUAGGUAUAAAUACUGGUCAGAGAGCCCAUCAUAAGUCCGAGGCAUCGGUAAACGAGUACAUCACUAAGUGAGGAGAGGCUGUAUUUCAUCCAGCACUUGUUGGUAUAUCUCUUGUUGGUGUUUCCCCUUAUUCUUACUUCCCAGAGUCCUUUCUGUCUCCACUGUAAAUACUUCUCUAUAUCUCCUGUUGAGCUCCUGACGUACUUCUUGGUCGUUUCUUGUGAGCUCCUCACCUUCUUUCUUCAGCCUGAUUACCUGAUCCUUGAUUGUUGUCUUUCUCCUGAUGUGGCUAUACAACAGUUUCAGGUCAGACUUGCCUUUUGAUACUAUGUUGUUUUUGUGCUGUAGCUGGGUGUCCUUCCUUAAUUGUACAUACUCAUUUCUGGCUUUUCAGCUAAUCUCUCUAUUUUCCAGGGUCCUUUGUCUUCUCUAGUGCAAUUAGUUUUUGCCUCACUACACCUUUGGGUGAACCAAGGGCUCGUUCUGGUCUUCCCAUUAUUUCUGUUGCCCUUGGGAACAAACCUCUCCUCUGCUUCCUUGCAUUUUGUUGUUAUGUAAUCCAUCAUUUUGUUUACUGACUUUGCUACCCAUUCUCUUUCCUACUGAAACUCCUGCAGGAAGUUCCUCAUACCUGUGUAGUCCUCCCUUUUUAUAGUUUGGCUUUUACCAUUCUACUCCUGUUAACCUCUCCACUUGUAACUUCACUAUGUAUUCAAAGCUCAGAAUCACAUGAUCGCUACCUCCAAGGGGCCUCUCAUAUGUGAUGUCCUCGACGUCCAAACUAUUUGAGGUGAAUACGAGGUCCAAUCUUGUUGGUUCAUCCUCACCUGUGUGUGUGAAAGUGUGAGUGUGUAUGUGUGAGAGAGAGAGAGAGUGGGAGUUAGUAUGAAAGAGUGUGAGAAUGAGUGUACUGUGGGUCAGGCCAUUGUCUUUGCAAGGGUAUAAGUAAGUUUCAUAUGUGAUGUUUUCAAUGUCUGAGCUACUCAGAGUUAACACGAAGUCCAGUCUUGCUCUGUGUGUGUGUGUGUGUGUGUGUGUGUGUGUGUGUGUGUGUGUGUGUGUGUGUGUGUGUGUGUGUGUGUGUGUGUG
Molecule: messenger RNA, 11657 nt
Organism: Cherax quadricarinatus
Lineage: Eukaryota; Metazoa; Arthropoda; Malacostraca; Decapoda; Parastacidae
Source: RefSeq, a predicted model, not a curated record